AUGAUCGCUCAGGUGACGCUGUUGUUGGUCAUCUCGACCGUGGCUUUCGCGGGAGGACACGGCGGUUACGGUCACCACGGUGGUUCCAGCAAGACGUACAGGAAACAGAAUGACCACGGCCACUACCGCUUCGGUUACGACAUCGUCAACGGCUACGGCGCCGUCAACGGCCGCCACGAGACCGGUGCGGCGUACGGACCCGUGCACGGCUCCUACUACCUGGGCGACAUCGACGGCCGCCACAGGCAGGUGCACUACGUGGCCGACAAGUAUGGCUUCCGGGCCAUGGUGAAGACUAAUGAGCCCGGAACCAAGAGCAGUCUCCCGGCCGCCGCUCCUUACCACUCGGCCCACGGCAAGACAGUGCCUGCCUACGGACACGGCGGAUACGGCGGAUACCGAGGCUACGGGGGAUACGGCGGCUACGGCGGAUAUGGAGGAUACGGUGGCUACGGAGGCCACGGAUACUACGGCUAGGACGUCGUCCUCGUUUUUCUAGUGCUUCCACGUCUCUCUCCAUCGUCCUUCUCUCACGUACUGUCCUUGUCAGCAGCUCCUGUGGCUUGUGGCUAGCUCUUCCGUUCCCCUUGUUGCUUCAGCAUAUACGUAAACCAAAGAAAAAGAAAAAAAGAACGCCCCGAAGGACUGAAGACCUCACGUGUGCUCGCCCAUGUAAAGACGAUGACAUCUUCUCAAAUGUACACUCUUACUUUCUCCGCUAUUUAUACUUCUGUACCCCUUCGCUCUUUGUGACGUUCAACCUUUCCAGCGACCCUGUUUUCGCUUGAAGCCCCUCUACCUUAGGGGCCUUAUCUUCGCUUGGUGUGCAAGAACGCAGUGUAAAUAAAUG
Molecule: messenger RNA, 850 nt
Organism: Rhipicephalus sanguineus (brown dog tick)
Lineage: Eukaryota; Metazoa; Arthropoda; Arachnida; Ixodida; Ixodidae
Product: adult-specific rigid cuticular protein 15.7
Exons: 4
Coding region: 1-477 (158 amino acids)
Cellular component (GO): chitin-based extracellular matrix
Molecular function (GO): structural constituent of chitin-based larval cuticle
Source: RefSeq, a predicted model, not a curated record